Vombatus ursinus (common wombat) is the source of this 4456-nucleotide messenger RNA. It is a transcript of the gene USP15, whose product is annotated as ubiquitin specific peptidase 15. The record is from RefSeq and is a predicted model, not a curated record. Gene Ontology annotation, molecular function: cysteine-type deubiquitinase activity. Gene Ontology annotation, biological process: protein deubiquitination. Bases 54 to 3005 code for a protein of 983 amino acids. Lineage: Eukaryota; Metazoa; Chordata; Mammalia; Diprotodontia; Vombatidae. The transcript is spliced from 22 exons.
GGUACCGCCACCGCUGCCUCCGUCGCCGCCUCCGCUGCCACCAGUGGGAGAAGAUGGCGGAGGGAGGAGCGGCGGAUCUGGACACCCAGCAGUCCGACAUCGCGACGCUCCUCAAAACCUCGCUCCGGAAAGGGGACACCUGGUAUUUAGUGGAUAGUCGUUGGUUCAAACAGUGGAAAAAAUAUGUUGGGUUUGACAGUUGGGACAAAUACCAGAUGGGAGAUCAAAAUGUGUACCCUGGUCCCAUUGAUAAUUCUGGACUCCUUAAAGAUGGUGAUGCUCAGUCCCUUAAGGAACAUCUUAUUGAUGAAUUGGAUUAUAUCCUAUUGCCAACUGAAGGCUGGAAUAAACUUGUCAGCUGGUACACAUUGAUGGAGGGUCAGGAACCUAUAGCACGAAAGGUGGUUGAACAGGGUAUGUUUGUAAAGCACUGCAAAGUAGAAGUAUAUCUAACAGAAUUAAAGCUGUGUGAAAAUGGAAAUAUGAACAAUGUUGUAACACGAAGAUUUAGCAAAGCUGACACAAUAGAUACAAUUGAAAAAGAAAUAAGAAAAAUCUUCAAUAUUCCUGAUGAAAAAGAGACCAGAUUAUGGAAUAAAUACAUGAGUAAUACAUUUGAACCACUAAAUAAGCCAGACAGUACCAUUCAGGAUGCUGGUUUAUAUCAAGGACAGAUGCUAGUAAUAGAGCAGAAAAAUGAAGAUGGAACAUGGCCAAGGGGUCCUUCAACUCCGAAGUCCCCAGGUGCAUCCAAUUUUUCAACUUUACCAAAGAUCUCUCCUUCAUCUCUAUCAAAUAAUUAUAACAACAUCAACAACAGAAAUGUGAAAAAUUCAAACUAUUGUCUCCCAUCAUACACUGCUUAUAAGAACUAUGAUUAUUCAGAGCCAGGAAGAAACAAUGAACAGCCUGGCCUAUGUGGCCUAAGUAACUUGGGAAAUACGUGUUUCAUGAAUUCAGCUAUUCAGUGUUUGAGCAACACCCCUCCACUUACUGAGUAUUUCCUCAAUGAUAAAUAUCAAGAAGAACUGAAUUUUGACAAUCCCUUAGGAAUGAGAGGUGAAAUAGCGAAAUCUUAUGCCGAACUCAUCAAGCAAAUGUGGUCCGGAAAAUACAGCUAUGUCACCCCAAGAGCCUUUAAGACACAAGUAGGACGUUUUGCACCUCAAUUUUCUGGGUAUCAACAGCAAGACUGCCAAGAAUUACUAGCUUUCCUCUUAGAUGGUCUACAUGAAGAUUUGAAUAGAAUUAGGAAAAAACCUUAUAUUCAACUGAAGGAUGCUGAUGGAAGGCCUGACAAGGUGGUUGCUGAAGAAGCCUGGGAAAACCAUUUAAAGAGAAAUGACUCUAUCAUAGUAGAUAUAUUUCAUGGCCUUUUCAAAUCAACCUUAGUUUGUCCUGAGUGUGCUAAGAUUUCAGUAACAUUUGAUCCUUUUUGUUACUUGACACUUCCACUGCCUAUGAAAAAAGAGCGUACCUUGGAAGUUUAUUUAGUUAGAAUGGAUCCACUUACCAAACCUAUGCAGUACAAAGUAGUUGUUCCCAAAAUUGGAAAUAUACUAGAUCUUUGCACAGCUCUAUCUACUUUGUCAGGGGUACCAGCUGAUAAGAUGAUAGUUACUGAUAUAUACAAUCACAGAUUUCACAGAAUAUUUGCUAUGGAUGAAAAUCUUAAUAGUAUUAUGGAACGGGAUGAUAUUUAUGUAUUUGAAAUUACCAUUAAUAGAACAGAAGAUAAUGAGCAAGUCAUAAUUCCUGUUUGUUUAAGAGAGAAGUACAGACACACAGGUUAUAGCCACCAUAGUGGUUCAUCACUCUUUGGCCAACCUUUUCUUAUGGCAGUACCUAGAAAUAAUACUGAAGAUAAACUCUACAAUCUUCUAUUGUUGAGGAUGUGCCGUUAUGUAAAAACAUCUACUGAAACUGAAGAAACAGAAGGAUCCCUACACUGCUGUAAGGACCAAAAUAUUAAUGGGAAUGGCCCAAAUGGAAUACAUGAAGAAUGUUCCCCAAGCGAAAUGGAAACAGAUGAGCCAGAUGAUGAGUCCAGCCAGGAUCAAGAACUUCCUUCAGAGAAUGAAAACAGUCAGUCUGAAGAUUCAGUUGGAGGAGAUAAUGAUUCUGAAAACGGAUUAUGUACUGAAGAGACUUGCAAAGGUCAACUUCUCAUGGGACACAAAAAGCGAUUAUUUACAUUCCAGUUCAACAACUUAGGCAAUACUGAUAUCAACUACAUCAAAGAUGAUACUAGACAUAUUAGAUUUGAUGACAGACAGCUUAGACUAGAUGAAAGAUCUUUCCUUGCUUUGGAUUGGGAUCCUGAAUUGAAAAAAAGAUACUUUGAUGAUAAUGCAGCUGAGGAUUUUGAAAAACAUGAAAGUGUGGAAUAUAAACCUCCCAAAAAACCUUUUGUGAAAUUAAAAGAUUGCAUUGAACUUUUUACAACAAAAGAAAAGUUAGGUGCUGAAGAUCCUUGGUACUGUCCAAAUUGUAAAGAACAUCAGCAGGCUACAAAAAAAUUAGAUUUAUGGUCACUGCCUCCAGUACUGGUGGUACAUCUUAAACGUUUUUCUUACAGCAGAUACAUGAGGGAUAAGUUGGACACAUUAGUUGAUUUUCCUAUUAAUGACUUGGAUAUGUCAGAAUUCCUUAUUAAUCCAAAUGCAGGACCUUGCCGCUACAAUUUGAUUGCUGUGUCCAACCACUAUGGAGGGAUGGGAGGAGGGCACUAUACUGCUUUUGCAAAAAAUAAAGAUGAUGGAAAAUGGUACUAUUUUGAUGACAGUAGUGUCUCAACUGCUUCUGAAGACCAAAUUGUGUCCAAAGCAGCAUAUGUGCUCUUCUACCAGAGACAGGACACUUUCAGUGGAACUGGCUUUUUUCCCCUUGACCGAGAAACUAAACAAGGUGCUUCAGCUGCCACAGGCAUCCCAUUAGAAAGUGAUGAAGAUAGUAAUGAGAAUGACAAUGAUAUAGAAAAUGAAAACUGUAUGCACACUAACUAAUGAAAGUCCUAGAAGCCAUAAAAGAGAGACUUUCCUGCAGGUGGUUUCUGUUGAAAUAAUGAAGUUACCCACCACAUUAAAACAGAAGUCUGAGAUGGGGAGUUUCAAAUAAGAGAAUGUAAAUCCUUUAUCAGAUUUUAACUUGUGCAGUACUUGAAGUGAAACACAAUGAAAACUUUAACAGAAAUUGUCUCUUAAUACAUUUACAGUCUUGUAUUUACAAGCUAAAUAUAUAUAGGAAAUCACAAAUAAACCCCUUUUAAGUUUGCUGCUGUUUUGAUGAAUUAUGUUUCUUUAAUUGUUUUGAAUGUGAGUUAACUGAUGAGAAAUGUUAAAUUUGUGGAUGUUGGUCAUUUAAUUUACUAUAAUAAUUCUGCAAGAAAACAAUGACUGAACCUAGUUUUUGGAUGAACUUAUUCAUGUAUAUUAGGCAACCAUUCAUACUACUAUGCUAUUUAGCUGCACUAGUAAAUGUGGCAUAAAUACUGCAGUAGUCUUCUUGGAAAACGAAAUUUUCACAUCUUUCCCUAAUAAUCAAGCUGGCCUCUUAAGAAAAACUGAAUAAUGUUGAAAGAAAUAAGCUCAGAAAGGUCAUUUCUCUUCGUGGUAUCAUUAAACAUCAAGAAUAUUAUGUUCCUCUAACUGCUGCUGUGGAGCAGGCUCUAGAUUUCUUACUGCAUAUGAAGUCAUUUUUCAGUUAAAUAUUCCUUAUUGCUGUUGAAUCUAUUACUUAGACAUUAAAAUUCUUAACUUGCGUAUAAGAAAUGCAUAACUUUAAUCUGGUGUCAGUCCAAAGUUUAAAUUUGUGCUGCUCAUUUUUCUCUACCCCAUUUUUUUCAGUUUGGCAACUUUCAGCUCUCCCAAUUAUUAUAAAAUAAGGUCAGACUUAAUAGUAUUCUAUAUCCAUAAUAAUAACUGUACAUCAAGCAUAGAUGAGAUUUUUUUCAUAUACUUGCCUUUAAAUCAUUAAUGGACAAUUGGCUUUAAAGGUAGGUCUGUUAAUUUUCUUUGUGUGUUCCUGAUGGAAUUCACCAUAGCCUUACAGCUUUUCUCAGAAGGUAACUUGCUAUAAGAGAAUUGGCAUUUGCAUGUUCCAGAGUCAGAACCUGUACAGCAUAUAAAGCAUACAAACCUUGAAUUUGAUUUAGUUAACCACAUUCAAGGAUUCAGGAUGCCAAAAAUAUGUGUGAACAUUUUAAUCAUUUUUUUUAUUUGCUGCUUUCCCUUUGAUCUAGUUGAAAGAAUGUAUUGUUGAUUGGCAUACAAUACUGCCUUUACUAGGAAAUCUUUUAAGUGCUGGGACAUACUUCACAUACCUACCUAUGACCUGAGGAAUUGCUUUGUGUCCCACUGUUAUUGAAGCAAAAAGUAUGAUGUUCUUCACUUGAACUAAUCAAAUACAAUAGGUUAUAAAUUGUGUAUUGUAAAUAAAAGUUCACUCUGUGAGUGCA